AUGGACAGUAGCAGCGAGCCUCUAGGAGGAGGAGAGGAUGAGGCGGCGUGCACGUCGGCCUCGGAGGGUCUGGAGGAGGGCGAGGUGGAGGGAGAGACCCUGCUGAUUGUGGAGUCGGAAGAUCAGGGCUCGGUCGAUCUGUCACAUGACCAGAGCGGGGACUCUCUGACCAGUGAUGUCGGCGAGGACGCAGAAGGAGGCUGGGUCUGCGAGGACAUGAGCUUCUACUGUGACCGCUGCCACAAGUGGGUGCCUGCAGCUCAGCUCCGCGGGGAGCAGCCAAGCUACCUGAAAGGAGACAACUUCUUCAAAUUCACCUGCAGUGACUGCUCUGAGGACGGCAAGGAGAGCUUCGAGAGGAUGAGACUCACCUGGCAGCAGGUGGUGAUGUUAGCCAUGUACAACCUGUCGUUGGAGGGGACCGGUCGUCAAGGUUACUUCAGGUGGAAAGAAGACAUCUGUGCUUUUAUUGGACGACACUGGAACUUCCUGCUGGGAACCAGGAAGAAGACGUCAACGUGGUGGAGCACGGUGGCCGGCUGUCUCUCUGUCGGCAGUCCCACCUUCUUCCGCUCUGGCGCUCAGGAGUUUGGCGAGCCUGGCUGGUGGAAGCUCGUCCAGAACAGACCGCCAACCCUCAGACCUGAAGUGGACAAAUCCACUACCAAGGCUAAAGUGUCCAAACCAUCAGUGGACCCGAUCAUCACCGUGGAGGGUCUGAGGAAGCGUGGAGCGAGAAACCCUGUGGAGAACGCCAUGCAGCUGAAAGAGAAACGUUCUCGCACUCAGGAGGCUAAAGACAUCCGCCGUGCUCAGAAGGAGGCGGUGGGAGGAUACACUGACCGCAGCACCUCCUCUACGCCUGUGAAACUGGGCGGGGCCCGUGGCGGGAGCACGGGACGCCGCCCUGACCUCGUCCUGGAGAAAGGGGAGGUCAUCGAUUUCUCCUCCCUCAGCUCAUCAGACCGCACGCCGCUCACCAGCCCGUCUCCAUCACCUUCUCCAGACUUCUCAGCCCCUGGAACACCAGCCUCUCACUCGGCCACACCCAGCCUGCUGUCAGAGGCCGACCUCAUCCCCGAUGCCAUGCCGCCGCAGGCGUUGUUCCAUGACGAUGAGGAGAUGGAGACUGAGGGAAUGAUCGACCCGGGGAUGGAGUACCUCCCUCCUCCAUCUGCCAACCUUGCCGCCCGUAAAAAGCUCCGCCCAGCUCCUCCCCACAUCAAGUGCGAAGCGGAGAGCGAGGACGAUGACGGGCGUGAGCGAGAGGACGACUUUGAGGAGCCGGUGGGGCGAGCCGGUGCUCCGUCUCUUUCUACGGCCGGCUGCACCGGCGCCGCAGAGAGACGAAGAAUCCCCCAUCCUGAGAAACCAAAUGGAGUGGGCGGAGCCUCUCAGACGCCUCGCUGCACCCUGCUCAGUCUGUAUGAGGAGAGGAUGCUGCUGCGCCGGCUGGACGCCUGCCCACUCGCCCUCGCCGUCACUCCGCAGGCUAAACGCCUCCACAGGAAGCUGCUGGUGCGCCAGGCCAAGAGACAGAGAGGGCUCCCCCUGCUGGACAUCGACCGAGCCGUCAGCGCCACCCUAAGCCUGGUGGGCGGGAUCUACGGUGCCCAGGAGGCGGGGAUGCUGGCGAGAGGGGGACUGAUGGGGAAAUACUGCACCAGCAGCCAGGAGACCAGAAUCCUUGACCGUUUCCAGACAAACUUCUCCAUCAGAAGAGGCCUUCAGCAGCAGUCGGUGUCCUUCUGGAAUCGUCUGAUGGGAGCAGAAGGAAGUUUGGAGCAGACCAUCAAGAGUCCGUACACUUCCCGUAUCCUCAAACCGUACAUCAGGAGGGAUUAUGAGAGCCGUCCGGUGAAGAUGAGGUUGUUAUCAGAGAUCAGAGCUCAUGCCCAGAGGAAUGAUCCUGAUUGGCUCCCUGAAGCCAACGCCCCUAUCGACUACUGCUACGUCCGCCCUAACCACAUCCCCUCGGUCAACGCCAUGUGUCACGACAGCUUCUGGCCAGGCGUGGACCUGUCCGAGUGCCUGCAGUACCCGGACUUCAGCGUGGUGGCGCUCUAUAAGAAAGUGGUGAUUGGUUUCGGUUUCAUGGUGCCCGAUGUGAAGUACAACGAGGCGUACAUCUCCUACCUGCUGGUUCACCCCGAAUGGAGGAGAGCUGGCAUCGGGACCUUCAUGAUCUACCACCUGAUCCAGACGUGUAUGGGGAAAGACGUGACGCUGCACGUGUCGGCCAGUAACCCCGCCAUGCUGCUCUACCAGAAGUUUGGCUUCAAAGCAGAGGAGUACAUCCUGGACUUUUACGAUAAAUAUUAUCCUGUGGAAAGCACCGAGUGCAGACAUGCCUUCUUCCUGCGACUGCGGCGCUGACAGAGUUCUGCUGCAGGACGCGCCAGAGAUCAGACGGUGCUGAGGAACAACGAUCAUCAGAGUUCACCCAUGACUCUCCUCUUAGGCUGGCUACACACCAGACGGGUUAAAGGUUAGAAUCCUCUGAUCACAGACAUGAGACGAGUCGGCCAGACUGGACCAAAGAUCCUAAAACCUUCAGACCAGGAGUGUGAGCAGAUUCACUCUGAAAUCUUCUGAAAGUGAAUCUAAACUCCUCCUUCAGUCUCAGUUGUAGGGGGGACGAUCAAGACUCAGAAAUCCUCUUGUGUGUAGCCGGUCUUUGUCAGACAGGGAUGACAAAUGAACAGAAUAACAUUUACUGUUUGUCUGUUAUCACGGGACUUUUGAGAGAGAUUGACAGAAUAAGAAAAUUUUCAUGUCUGUCUGAUGUCACAUUUCUUUGUUUUUCUGUACAUCAGUUUUUCUUUCCUCUGUUUCCUCUGUAUGUUUCAAAAUAAAAGCAUCCAAAAGUGAUGGCUGGACACUGA
Cheilinus undulatus (humphead wrasse) is the source of this 2885-nucleotide messenger RNA. RefSeq names its product lysine acetyltransferase 14 (gene kat14). Bases 1 to 2376 code for a protein of 791 amino acids. Lineage: Eukaryota; Metazoa; Chordata; Actinopteri; Labriformes; Labridae. Gene Ontology annotation, molecular function: acyltransferase activity, transferring groups other than amino-acyl groups. The record is from RefSeq and is a predicted model, not a curated record. The transcript has 10 exons.